CUCAAUGUUGAUUUGAGCGGCAAUAUACUCCUCACACGCCUCUUCCUUCCACAAUACGAUUCACAAACCCUAAUUCAUCAAUCGGCUCCUUUGAUUAAAUAGGUAUUGGGUGCGGAUCUAAACCAGACCCAUGGACAAACAUCCUAUAGAGAGAUGGUGAUGGCAACCUCAGAUGACGAUGGUGAUGACAGUGGCACAUUCAGGUACCAAUGACGAUGGUGAUGGCAGGCUGAGGCGAUAAUAGUGAUGACAACGGCAGACCAUUCAAUUCCACUGUCGCUCAUAUUUAAACCCUGUAUGGAUAGUACUUCUUUUUUUAAUUCUUACAUAAAUAUAAUUUUUCAACAAUUUCUUUGAUUUCAUCAGGUUAGUGAAUAUCAUCACGAUUUUUUUCGAUUUCAGUUUAUUCAAACUAUCAAUUUCAGUUUGUACACUGUUUAUCUUUAUUUUUUUCUAAUCUUUUUAUUGUUAAGACGCGGGCUACUAGCUCAUAAGGGGCUAGAUACUAAGAAGUUGCUACCGAUCUGAAUCAUUGGAGUUGAAGGUGUUAGUUUAUAUAUAAUAGAUUUUGGUGGUAAAUGGGAAUUGUGUAUGAAAUAAAUAGAUGCAUAUAAAAUUGUCUCACAGGUUGAUGAAUCUGUUGCAGAUUUUGGACUUUGGCUCUGCAAAGCCUGAUUUCGGAACUGAUUUUGGCCUUUUUCAUAUAAAAUUGUCUAAUAGGUUGAUGGAUAUGAGUCUUGAAGCAUCAUCUGAUGGAUUUGACUGCAAGAUUUUGUUUUUGGAGGAGGGUGUAUAUGUCGAUGCUACCGGUAGUGCUUCACUAUAUGUGGCCACAAAUGAUUCUGUUUAUCAGGUUGAUUGAUAUGGGUCUUGAAGCAUCAUAUGAUGGAUUUGACUGCAAGAUUGUGUUUUUGGAGGAGGGUGUAGAUGUUGAUGCUACCGGUAGUGCUUCACUAUUUGCAGCCACAAAUGAUUCUGUUUAUCAGUACACCGGGAAGAUGUUGGAGGAAAUGGCAGAGUUUUGUGUAUGGGGAAUGGUUUCGGGACCAAGUCAAGGCGGACGGAGUAGCGAUGAUACGUGAUAUUUUUGGCAGCCAAGUUGGAGGUAUUAGGCGCCUGAAAUCGGUGGCCAAAAGGUACCGAAUAGUAGUGAUUUUGGGAUGCCAAGCAAACAUCACAUGG
This is a messenger RNA of Helianthus annuus (common sunflower), 1182 nucleotides long. RefSeq lists its product as uncharacterized. The transcript is spliced from 5 exons. The record is from RefSeq and is a predicted model, not a curated record. Bases 753 to 1082 code for a protein of 109 amino acids. NCBI's taxonomy places the organism in Eukaryota, Viridiplantae, Streptophyta, Magnoliopsida, Asterales, Asteraceae.